Paramecium pentaurelia is the source of this 2517-nucleotide messenger RNA. The record is from the annotation of a GenBank genome assembly. NCBI's taxonomy places the organism in Eukaryota, Ciliophora, Oligohymenophorea, Peniculida, Parameciidae.
AUGCCACCUAAAAAAGAAGAGAGAAAACCGCUGGAACCCAUGUUUCAAGAAAUCCCACUAUUUUAUGAAUAUAUAGAUUAUUCAAAUGAGUAAAUGGAAUAAUUGAAUGAAUAUUUGAAUUACUUCAAACCAGAAUUGAGUGCUAUGAUGAAGAAUAAUAUUUUUGAUAAUAUGGAAAUAUUAUGUCAAACAAUAGGAAUUGCUAGACAUCCAUCAUUUAUAUUGCCAACUUAAAUGAUUGAUUUAAAUGAUUUUGAUGAAAAUACAAAAUUUAGAAACCCUGAAGAAUUAGAUGGAGAUUAAGUACCUUAAAUGAUUUAAAUAAAUUCUGUAAUUUUGAUUAUAUAUGAUGACAUAGAUAAAAAUAGAUCUAUUUACAUUAAGAUUACUAGAUUAUUGUGCAGGUGUUAGUGGAUUGACAACUAUAAAAAUGUCAAAUAAUGGUUUAACAGCUAGGUAAUACUAAUAGAUAGCACAAAUAAUUAAUAAUCCUGAAAAUAAAGUUAAAAAGUUAUUUAUUGAUUGGUAACAAAUUAAUGAAAACUUUUUAUAAUAAGUAUAAUAAAUCGAAUUUUUAACAUUAAGAUCUUGUUAAUUAAGUAUAAAUUUAUUUUUAUAAAUUAUUAGCAAAUUAACAAAUUCAAACAUUAACAUUAAAUGUCCAAAAUUUGAAAUGUUUAGAUUUGUAUGAUAAUAGAUUAUCAAAAGAAGCUUUAAAUUUAAUAGGAAAAAUGUUGGGUUAAAAUAGUUUAAUGGAAUAUUUAGGUUUAGCUAAGAAUUAAAUAUAAACAUUUGAUGAUUUAUAAGGAAUAACAUAAAAUAUAGGUAGAUUUUAAAUGAGUCAAGAAGAAUAUGAUGAAUAUAAAACUAAAGAAAAGGAGAGAGAAGCUAUUAUUGAAAGAAAUAAGAAAGUAAAGAAAAAAGGAACUGAAGAACCUGUACCAUUUUUAGAACCAAUUCAAUAGAUAGAUAAUAAUUGGUAUUUAAUGAAGAAUUCAAGAUUAUGGUUGAUAAAUCUAUCAAUGAAUUAGAUUGAUGAUUAAUCUAGAGAUGCCAUAGAGAAAUUCUUACUAUAAACAGGAGAAAACUUCUAAUUGGUAUUGAUGGGCAAUAGAUUUGAUGAUCAGAAGGCAUUAUAAAAAACAAAAAAGAAGUUUGGAAAGAAAUUAGUAUUAUGAUUCUAUUUAUUUUAACUCAAUGAAAUCAACAAAGACCAGACAAAUUACAAAUACAUCUCAAAUUGAAACUACACUGAACAAUUAGAGUAUUUCUUCUCUUAAAGUUCUUAAAUUGCCAUACUUGUACACAAAACAUAAUCAAGUUCUAUCUACAUCUAGGAAACUCUUAUUAGAAGAGAAUUCUGUCCUUAUGUAGUUAAAUAACUAGAAAAAAGAUUUGUUAAAACUGAUUUAUGAUAGAUAAUUAGAUGAUGCUAUAGAUAGUAAAUCAUUCUUACAAUAGUGUAGCAACAAAGAAAUUAGUUUAGUAAUGUAUUGCCUAUGAUCUGAAUAUAUUUGGUAAAUCACUUCAUAUACUGGCAGACAUGUAUAUAUCUAAUAGAGAAUUUGCAAAUGGAUUGUACAUUUAUAAUGUACUUAGAGUUUUAGCAGAUGUUUAAAAUAAUUAAGCUCUUAAAAUUGAAGCUUUAAUUCAAAUGGGAGAUUUGUGUAAAUUAUAAUAAUAGUAUCAACUCAGCAAGAUAUUUUUAAAGAAAGCUCUUUAAUAUGUAUGGUAUAUGAAUGAUACUGAAAAUGAAGCAACAAUUUAUGAUUAUUUUGGAGUUCUUUAUUAUGUAUAAGGAGAAUUAAGAUUGGCUAAAGAAUAUCAUGAUAGAGCUAUGAAUUUUAUUAAAGAAUCUAAUGAUAGUGCUGCACGUAAACAUGGUAUUGAAUAUGUAAAGACUUAUAUAAAAAGAAUUAAUUAUUAAUCUUAAAUUAUGAAUAAUAUGGUAUUAUCUAAAUUAGGAUUAAUUUAAGGUAAUGAAACAGAAAUUAAAUUAAAUACACUUCUAGAUUUUAAUAUAUUGACAGAUUAAAUUUUAUAAGAUUAUGAAUUUUAAGUUGAAAUGUCAACACCAAAUAGACCAUAAAGAUGUAUAACUAAAAAUGGAGUACUUUAAAAUGAUGUUGAUAUGUUUGAAAAUGUAAAAGAAUUGCAUGAAAGAUAAAAAAAAAGAAAAUUUUUUGAAAAAAAAAUACCAGUAAUGCAUUUAACUAGAUCAGUAUUUAAAUAAACAAUUGAAGAAUAACUUGAAUAACGUAUGAAAACAGAUAAACAAAAAAAUGUAUAUAUAUAUAAUAAAUCUUAUUAUUAUAGUCUGUUGAUGAAUUUAAGAAAUAAUUAUAAAAAUUUCACACUUAUAAAAAUUUUCCUGAAAAAUUAGAAAAAGUAAAUAUAAAUCAUCUCUCUCCAAAUAGAAAUCUUAUUGGUUUUAAAUAUAGUUUUAAACCUAUGAGACAUUAAUUGCUAGAUUUAUUUGGUGAAAUUGAAUAAUAUAUGUAUUUACAUUCAUCCUGA